Messenger RNA from Zychaea mexicana, 1091 nucleotides. RefSeq names its product vacuolar protein sorting-associated protein 26-domain-containing protein. Gene Ontology annotation, biological process: retrograde transport, endosome to Golgi; intracellular protein transport. The coding region runs from base 19 to 969 and encodes 316 amino acids. NCBI's taxonomy places the organism in Eukaryota, Fungi, Mucoromycota, Mucoromycetes, Mucorales, Lichtheimiaceae. Gene Ontology annotation, cellular component: retromer complex; endosome. The record is from RefSeq and is a predicted model, not a curated record. The transcript is spliced from 10 exons.
ACUUUUCGACAGCGUUUCAUGUCUGUAGCAUCGCUUUUUGGCUUCUCGGCACCAGCGGAUAUAAAAAUCCACCUGACGGAUACAGAACAACGCAAAGGCUUUGACAUGGCCGUCAACAGGUCGCAGCCACGCGAAAGGCUCCAACUCUACUUUGAUCGUGAGCCCGUAAAAGGCGAGGUCAAGAUCAAGGUCGGUCAUGGUAAACGAUUGGAACAUAGCGGCAUUCGAGUUGAAUGUGUUGGCAGCAUUGUCGUCUUCAACGAUUCGUCGCAAAGUAAAGAAUUUCUCUGCUUGUCGCAGGAACUGGCGGCACCAGGUGAAGCGUUAAAGCCGACCAUGGAGUUUAAAUUUAGUAACGUCGAGAAGCAAUAUGAGUGUUACUAUGGGAUCAACGUACAGUUACGAUAUUUUGUUCGAGUGAUUGUUGCAAGACGCAUGGGAAACUUGGUCCAGGAAGCGGACAUUUUGGUGCGAUCUUAUCAUCAACCCAAGGAAGUAAUAGCGCACUCGAUCAAGAUGGAAGUCGGUAUUGAGGAUUGUCUGCAUAUUGAGUUUGAGUACAACAAGUCAACGUAUCAUCUUAAAGAUGUCAUUGUCGGCAAAAUAUUCUUCUUACUCGUGCGUAUCAAGAUCAAACAUAUGGAGCUAUGUAUUGUUCGAAGGGAGACAACUGGAUUUGCACCCAAUACUUACAACGAGAGCGAAACUGUCAGCAAAUUUGAAAUAAUGGACGGAGCCCCUGUUCGCGGUGAAGUGAUUCCCAUUCGAUUGUUUCUUGGCGGAUACAAUCUUACGCCAACGUUCCGCGAUAUCAAUAAACGAUUCUCUGUACGUUACUAUCUCAAUCUUGUGCUCUAUGACGAAGAGAAUCGAAGGUAUUACAAGCAACAAGAGAUCACGCUAUACAGAAGACCAGAGGAUGAUGGUUUGCCGCAGGAAGUAGCAGAAAGGGAUGGUGAUGCUGACUGAUCAUGAUAUCUUGGUAUCAAUAUGCACAGAAAGUGAUAUAACAGAGAGAAGAAUACCGGAAAAUUUCGAAAUAACUAGCCUUUCACAAGCAAGUGUAAAAAUAAAUAAAUAAAUGAAAAGGG